This is a messenger RNA of Morone saxatilis (striped sea-bass), 1520 nucleotides long. RefSeq lists its product as uncharacterized. The transcript is spliced from 4 exons. NCBI's taxonomy places the organism in Eukaryota, Metazoa, Chordata, Actinopteri, Moronidae. Bases 1 to 636 code for a protein of 211 amino acids. The record is from RefSeq and is a predicted model, not a curated record.
AUGGUUGCUAUGGCUGUGGUUGCAUGUUCUUAUUUCCUCCCUAAUGGUUUCCGUCCAAGCUUCCAAGUUGUAGCUGAGUAUGAACACCAGGGAAACUACAGCUGUGUGUAUGAAGUCACACUGUCCUCAAGGAAAUUCACGUCUACUGAGACAGCGACAAUUAGUGUUGUCAUUAAAUUGCCUUUGUUGCUGCUGGUCUCCACAGUAGUUGCUGGGAUCCUGCUGGUGCCCCUGCUGGUGUUGGUGGUGGUCUUUCUGGUUCUCAGGAGAAGGCGACGAACCAGGCAGCCUGGAGGCAACUUCCAAACUCAAUUGUCUGUCAGGAACCAUCAUGAAGACUUUGAGGAAGAGGAGGAGGAGGAGCAUUAUACAAACUUUGAAGCAGUGUAUCCCAAGAUGAGGCAGGAGCAAACAAGAGGAAUGGAAGAAGAGGAGGGCGAUGAAGAUCAUGACUAUGGGGAAGAGGAGGACAAUGGUCAUAAUCACGUUGGAAGCGAGGACAUCUAUGCCUUGGUUGAGGGACAAGGAGAGGAUGAUGAAGAUAGUGAUGAUGACUAUGUAAAUGUACAGCAGCCCUUUGAUGAAGACACUCUGGACAUUUACGGAGAACAUGAGGAUAUUUAUCAAAACAUUUAGCUCAUAUUCCAUCCAUCCUUUCAGAAUUUUACAGGGUAUUUUGGGAUUGUUGUGGCACUUUUUUGCUGAAAAGGUGAACAUUGCAAAACUGAAAACUGAAGGAAACUUGUCCAGUGAGAAUUAAAUCAAGUAACCUUACCAUAAAGGCUCACAAUUAUGAAGGUAAUGAGAUGUUGUCUGCAUGGUCUGUAUCUUCAGAACUAGACACAAGGAAGUGAGUUUGGUGACGUGGUUCGGGAAACUACAGCGAUUGAUCAAAUUUACAGAAAAGUUGCAGGGAUUUGACCAAAGUGUAAGGUUGUGCAGAAUUCAUAUGGAUUAGUAGAAUCUGUGUUAAUUAUUGUGAUCACAACUUCCUGGAGGGUUAUAUCAGCCUCAUAUUUUCUGUGCAUUUUUCUGACUGUACGCUCAAUGACCUCUUGUGGUUGCAGUGAUUCACAAUGUUUGAAAAACCUCAAACACAUAUUUAAUUCACUGUGCUGUGUUUUAUACUAAAUGCUCCUGACCGGCCAGUAGGGGCCACAAGUAAUCGACAACUGCUAUGCUAAAAUCAAGGCUUGCCUAAUCUGUUGAAGCCAACAGUUUGGCCUUCGUUGUGGCUCAAAAACUGACAUCCAUAAAAAAGUCUGGUCUCAUCUUGAACUGGAGCAUCUGCAGAUUAUUUCCAUAACCAAUAAUGUUGUUCCACUAAAGUUAGACAUGAUACAAGAUGAAUAAAUCAAUGGGACAUGCGGUUUCUGAUCUUGGCAACAUGAGGUGUAAAUUAUUUUUGAUUUCAGCUAUUUGGAGUUUAACCAAACAUGUAUAUGUCUAUGUCUCUUAUAUUGUUAUAAAGAGGCAUGGUUGCUGGUAAUGUUCUAAAUAAAUAAUAAUGUUUAAGUUGA